This is a messenger RNA of Myotis davidii, 3297 nucleotides long. It is a transcript of the gene CNTROB, whose product is annotated as centrobin, centrosomal BRCA2 interacting protein. Bases 545 to 3229 code for a protein of 894 amino acids. NCBI's taxonomy places the organism in Eukaryota, Metazoa, Chordata, Mammalia, Chiroptera, Vespertilionidae. Gene Ontology annotation, biological process: regulation of cilium assembly; centriole replication; centrosome separation. Gene Ontology annotation, cellular component: centrosome; centriole. The transcript is spliced from 19 exons. The record is from RefSeq and is a predicted model, not a curated record.
GCGGGGAGGUGCAGUGGGCGGGGAGGUGCAGUGGGCAGAGAGGUGCGGGGAGCCUGACAUCCCUGCCUCUGAGACUAGAGGCAGUUGACCGGCAAGUGAGAUACCUGGACGGAACUUAGGCCCUUAUUGGAUUUGGGUUUUUUUCGGUUUGCACGUUCUGGGUGUGGGGAUUUAAGAGCUGAGUUGACCAGGGACGUAGCCUGUGCAGAAGUUGACCUGUAACUUUCAGCACUAGAUGAACUGCAGAGGUGCUUCUGGCCCACAGGUCUUCUGUCCCCACUCCGUGCUGCAUCCCCCCUUUCCACAGUUUCCAGGAGCUGUGGAAGGAGAUGCUCUUGCUCUCUCCCAUGACCCGAGGUACGGGUGGGAACCUUUCCUCUAGCCAGAAAGCCUCCAGACCCUUAUUCACCCACGUUCCUUGGCUUGGAGACUUCCUCCUUUCUCCCAAAUCUUCCUUUUCUGUGCACUUUCCCCACUGGACUCCCCUCAAGCAGAACCUGGAAUUCCCAGCUCUGCUGUCUCCAGUUCUCUCUUCCCCGCACUCAUGGCGACAUCAGCUACCAGUCCCAGUUCACCUCUGCGGGCAGAGGACCUCCUGAGUGACUCCUCAGAAGCCCCUGGGCUGAACCAAGUGUCCUCGGAGGUGACCUCCCAGCUCUAUGCCUCUCUGCACCGCAGCCGGCAGGCUGAGGCCACAGCCCGAGCGCAGCUGUAUUUACCCUCUGCCUCCCUCCCGCCUCACGAGGGCUUGGACGGCUUGGCCCAGGAGCUGAGUCGCAGUUUGUCCGUUGGAUUGGAGAACAACUUGAAGAAAAAGAUGAGGGAGGAUGGUUCCAAGCAUAUCUUUGAGAUGGAAAGUGUUCGGGGCCAACUCCAGAGCAUGCUCCAAAACUCACGUGAUACAGCCUAUCGGGAUCCCCUUACUCCAGGUGCUGGUUCAGAGAGACGGGAAGAAGACUCCUUUGACAGUGAAAGCACAGCCACCUUGCUUAACACCCGGCCCCUGCAAGACUUAUCUCCAUCUAGCUCAGCCCAAGCCCUGGAGGAGUUGUUUCCCCGUUACACCAGCCUUCGGUCGGGACCCCCACUCAAUCCCCCGGAUUUCCAGGGCCUGAGAGAUGCACUGGAUUCAGAGCAUACACGCCGAAAGCAUUGCGAGCGCCAUAUUCAGAGCCUACAGACCCGAGUGCUGGAGCUGCAGCAGCAGUUAGCUGUGGCCGUGACUGCUGACCGCAAGAAAGACAUCAUGAUUGAACAACUGGAUAAGACCCUGGCCCGCGUGGUGGAGGGCUGGAACCAGCAUGAAGCCGAGCGCACAGAGGUACUUCGGGGACUCCAGGAGGAGCGCCAGGCAGCUGAACUCACUAGAAGCAAGCAGCAGGAGACAGUAACCCGCCUGGAACAAAGUCUUUCUGAGGCCCUGGAGGCCCUGAAUCGCGAGCAGGAAGGUGCCAGAAUACAGCAACGGGAAAGAGAGAUGCUGGAAGAGGAAAGGCAAGCUCUGACCUUGAGCCUGGAGCUCGAACAGCAGCAGUGCCGGGCCCUGCAGGAAGAACGGGAUGAGGCUCGUGCUGGGCAAAUCAGUGAGCACCGACAGUUGGAGACACUGCAAGUUGCCCUAGAAGAAGAGAGGCAGGCCUGGGCCCAGCAAGAGCGCCAGCUGAAGGAGCGCUGCCAGGCCCUGCAGGAGGAGAGCCAGGCUCAGCUGGAAAGGGAAAAGGGGAACUUGCAGAGGGAAGCCCAGGCCGCCCGGGAGGCCCAGCAGCAGCUGGCACUGAUGCAGGCCGAGAUGCGACGGGUAGAAGGAGAGCUGGAUACAGCCCGGAGAGAGAGAGACGCCCUGCAGCUGGAAAUGAGCUUGGUGCAGGCCCGGUAUGAAAGCCAGCGGAUCCAGCUGGAGUCAGAGCUGGCUGUGCAGCUGGAGCAGCGGGUGACAGAGCGGCUGGCCCAGGCUCAGGAGAGCAGCCUGCGGCAAGCAGCUUCCCUGAGGGAACAGCACAGGAAGCAGUUGCAGGACCUCAAUGGACAGCACCAGCAGGAAGCAGAACGAGAGGAAAGGCAGCAGCAGGUGGCUCAGGACUAUGAGCUCAGACUGGCCCGGGAGCAGGCGCGAGUGCGGGAACUGCAGAGUAGGAACCAGCAGCUGGAGGAACAGCGGGCCGAGCUGGUAGAGCGACUCCAAGCCAUGCUGCAGGCCCACUGGGAGGAGGCAAACCACCUGCUGGGCACCUCUACCCUGCCUGCCAACCCCCCAGCCCCCGCCGCCCGCCCCUCCAGCCCCGGGCCUCAGGAACGCGAGAAGGGGGAGAGGAGGAACUGGACUGUGCCUCCCAUGGCCGUGGCCCUAAAGCCUGUAUUGCAGCAGAGCCGGGAAGCCAGGGACGAGCUGCCUGGAGUUCCACCUGUUCUCUGCAGCUCUUCCCCAGACCUUAGCCUCCUGCUGGACCCCCCUUUCCAGAGCCAGCAUUCCUUCCAGCCCCUGGAACCAAAGCCAGAUCUCACUUCUUCUUCAGCUGGGGCCUUCCCCUCUGCAGCUGGAGCCUUCCAUCCGGAUCACAGAGCAGAACGGCCGUUCCCUGAGGAAGACCCUGGGUCAGAUGGCGAUGGCUUCCUGAAGCCAGGGCUGCCACCCCCUUCUCAGCUGGACGGCCUCAAGCAUUUUUUGCACCAGCUGCUGGAGACAGUACCCCAGAACAAUGAGGACUCCUCUGUGGACCUGUUACCCCCUAAGUCUGUUCCCCCGACCGUCCCAUCUUGGGAGGAAGCCCCUCACGUGCCACGCCUCCCACCCCCUGUCCAUAAAACUAAAGUACCCUUAGCCAUGGCGUCUAAUCUUUUCCGGGUCCAUGAGCUUCCCUCAGCCCAUUUACAGAGCAGUGGUCCCAGCAGUGGCUCCCCAGAGAGAGGGGGAGAUGGGCUCGCGUCCUCGAGGCAGCUGAUGGAGAUGUUACGACUGUACCAGGCUCGGGUCUGGGGGGCACUGCCUGCUGAGGAUCUGCUGCUCUACCUGAAGAGGCUGGAACAGAGCGGGUCUGACAGCCGAGGGGAUACUGUCCCUAGAAAGAACACAGACUCCCGCUUGGGUGAGGUCCCCCGGAAAGAGGUUCCCUCCCAGGCUCUCCCUCGCCGCCUGGCCACAGUCCCUAAGACUGAAAAGCCUCCAGCACGCAGGAAAAGCGGGCACCCUGCCCCUGGCAGCAUGAGGAGCCGGGCGGGAAUCUGGAGAUGAGCCCUGCCCUUUCUCCUCCUCUUCGUGCUCUUGUUACUCUUUUAAUAAAUGCUCGAUAGUCUGCGUUA